Molecule: messenger RNA, 1217 nt
Organism: Periconia digitata
Lineage: Eukaryota; Fungi; Ascomycota; Dothideomycetes; Pleosporales; Periconiaceae
Source: the annotation of a GenBank genome assembly
UGCUGUGCACAGUUCUAUCCCCAAGGCCGUGAAUAUCCAUCCAUCAUGGUGAGGUACCAUUGCUGCCUCCCCUGCUAUACCCCUGCUUGAUGAGUGGUAUCCUGACCUGACUCUGAUGCGGGCAGCCGCCGUAUAAUGACGCUCGGGCCUAUCUGAGUGUCCACGGGAGAGAAAUUGGUGGCUUCUCUGGGUCUGAAAUGAAACAGCAGCUGUGCUGCUCUCUUCCUAUUGGAUUCAAAGAAAAUGUGGGAGAAUGGUGUGGAUGGCGACCGCCGGGAUUGGUCGUGAGGAAUGUGGGCUGCAGAAUCUGUACGACAUGACUGCCUCCCAUCUCUCAGGCUGUUCACCCAACGCUAAAGGCCAUGAGAGUGAGCAUCCCGUCUGGUGAAGACCAAGGCUGUAUGACUGCCAUUGGUCAUGGGAGACCAAGGUCCACCAGAUCGACAGCCACAUUGUCAGAGCUCCCAGGAGCCUCCGCCAUGUGGACUGAAGCCCAAAUCUAGUAUAGGCGUAGCCGUACGCAAAUCGUGGCACUUCAUGCAAUCUUCUUCUCCCAGGCCUGGUACGGUUGACCGUUUUCAACCACCUGGGAGAAGCCAACUUCUUAUCUGCUUUGGAAAUGGAUACUCCAGCAGACCGAGAUCUCGUCAUUUGAACUGUCUAAUUGAUGAAGAGCGAGGUCUACUUCCCAAAACAGCCGCCAGUACCAUAUGUGGCAAAGCUCAAAAAGCCAUCACGAAUCCGGUCUUCUUUGUCCGUCUUCAGCGAGGACGUGAGCUACAGACUACGCGAGCGAUCAAAACUCGAAACCUCAGCAGUUGCUACAAAUACCUGUUGGGUACGCAACUCACCAGACAAAGAACUGCUGCCUGUCCAUUUUGCCUCCUCGCCAUCUCUCAGGUGGCUUUCCUCGACAAAGAAACCUGCAAAACCAUCAAAUCUCAGACACCCGCGUUCUGUUUGAGUAACUUGCAUGAGCCACGUUGCUAUUCAGUUGGAUUGUCUUGGUUUUCAGAAGCCGACAUUCAGUCGUGCAAUUGCCAUAGGCAGCUUCCACAAGCCGGAGAGGUUCUUCAGUUGCAAGAAGACAUCCAAAGACUUCCGAGUAUCCUUGGAGACACAAAGGCAAGCUCUGAUACGUCCAAGAGUUCCGCCCAUCGUUUCGCAGCCAGCUCCAAUUGGUUUCUACUGCGGUACCUUGCAUUUGCCAUCUGAUU